This is a messenger RNA of Schistocerca serialis cubense, 1586 nucleotides long. Its product is annotated as ubiquitin-conjugating enzyme E2 S. The transcript has 5 exons. Lineage: Eukaryota; Metazoa; Arthropoda; Insecta; Orthoptera; Acrididae. The record is from RefSeq and is a predicted model, not a curated record. The coding region runs from base 136 to 768 and encodes 210 amino acids.
AAAAUUUGAAAUGUUUUCUGUAUCGCAAACAGUAUCGUGAAAGCUCUGACGUUAAGGUUGUUGUUGGUGUUCGUGUGUUGAUAACAAAAACAUUUUAUUCGUUGUUAAGUGUGGACAGCAAUUGUGUGUCUUCAAAUGAUGUCCGCAAUGAGUUCAAUGUCAAAUGUGGAGAAUUUAUCACCACAGAUAAUAAGACGUGUUGCCAAGGAGAUUCAUGAUUUAGCUAAUGACCCUCCAGAAGGAAUAAGAGUUAAUAUUAAUGAUGAAGAUGUAACUGACAUCCAAGCAUACAUUGAAGGCCCAGCUGGUACACCAUAUGCUGGUGGUGUGUUCCGUGUGAAGCUUGCUCUUGGGAAAGAUUUCCCACAAGCACCGCCAAAGGCUUUCUUUCUCACAAAGAUAUUUCAUCCAAAUGUUGCGAAAAAUGGAGAAAUAUGUGUGAAUACAUUGAAGAAGGACUGGAAGCCAGACCUUGGAAUAAAGCACAUAUUGUUGACAGUGAAAUGCUUGCUGAUUGUGCCAAAUGCAGAAUCUGCACUUAAUGAAGAAGCAGGGAAAUUGCUGCUUGAACAAUAUGAAUGUUACUCCCAGAGAGCAAAAAUGAUGACUGAAAUUCAUGCUUUGUCAUCGAAGAUGCCUAAACCUGGUCUGGAAGUUGGUGCCUCUUCCGGCGAUGGACCAAUGGCAAAGAAACAUGCAGGAGACAAAAAAGUGGCUGAAAAAAAGAAGCUGCUGAAAGAUAAGAAGAGAACUUUGAAAAGGUUGUGAAAUUAUUUUGCAAGAUGUAUGAUCUCACCACUUCAUCCUGAAAUCAGAAAUGAAAGUGGAUUGCAAUUUUGUACGUGUGUUGUCAACAAAGGAUUGUGUACUGACACUAAAAGCUCUAGACUGUCAUACUUCUAUGGCAAAGUAAUCAGUCAGUCCUGUUAAAAUGAUUUCUCGUGUGCAAGUGUCAUCACCAUCACCCCUCCCCAAAAUAAAAACUUUUUCCUUGACUGUAAGCUCUAUCAAAUGUUAGUUGUUUGGCAACCCAGUUGUUUAGUGGCUUAGUGUAAAGUCCUUAUUUAUGUAUACAAAUUGUCUUGUAAAAUGUCGGUUCAGUGUAAAAUUUUAACAAUAAUUUUCUGAUGCCAAAUUUUGAUACUGUCGUAAAAUUUCUGUUUUGCAUACACUGAUUGCACAAAAUCUGAAACAAUGAAGCUUUGAAAAAAAAUAAGCAUUUUAAUGCAUCACAACUACAUGUUUUGCAGGUGUGAAUAAGUAUUGAAAUGCUGUACUAGCUUUCUUUACUUCACUUAUUUAAUUACGUAUGUUGUUCCUUCAUUUGUUUGUGCUUGUGGUUUUGUACAUAUGUUGUAUUAGUUUGCACAGAAUAAUGUAACUAGAAUGUAAAUAAUGUGACUUGUAGUCUUAUGCAUUCUAAAGGUAUUACCUGCAUGAAAGAGACCGUAAAAUCAUUGUUACUCAUGUUUCCCCACAUCAACCACUGUCAUGCCAUCUUCUCAAUUUUAUCAUUAUAGCAUAUCUGUGGGAGCACCCUUGGUUUGCCACUAAGAUUUUAAGUAAAGAUUUUGAAUUAAGUCUGA